ACCGCGUAGUUUAUGUGUAGAAAAACGGAGCUCAAAAACUGAGCCAAGUCACUUUCUCAGUUGCUUCUUCUUUCUCAUCGUUAAAAGCUAUAGGGGCCAGUCUUACCUUAAAAUCGGAAUUCCUCAAGAUUCUCUCUUUCUCUUUAUCUUCUCCUGUUUCUCUUUUUGAAAGGAUUUUUCUCUCUCUGUAUACUGGUGUAGAGUGAAUAUGGCAGUGAUGUCUUUGAAUUCGUUGCCGUUGGGGUUCAGAUUCAGGCCAACGGACGAGGAAUUAGUGAAUUACUAUUUGAGGUUGAAAAUUAAUGGCAACGAUCGAGAAGUUAGAGUCAUUCGUGAACUCGAUGUCUGCAAAUGGGAGCCAUGGGAUUUGCCUGAUUUAUCCAAUAUACAGACGAAUGAUCAAGAAUGGUUCUUUUUCUGUCCGUUGGACCGCAAGUAUCCGAAUGGGCACAGAUUGAAUAGGGCUACAAGCAAAGGGUAUUGGAAGGCGACUGGAAAGGAUCGCAAAAUCAAGUCUGGAAAUAACUUGAUUGGAAUGAAGAAAACUCUCGUCUUUUACACUGGACGCGCUCCACGUGGCAAGAGAACCCAUUGGGUCAUCCAUGAAUAUCGUGCUACUGAGGAUGAGCUUGAUGGCACUAAACCUGGACAGAGUCCAUUUGUCAUUUGUCGUUUAUUUAAGAAACAAGAUGAUACUGUGGAUUUGAAUUUAGAAGAACCUGAGGCUACUCUUUCAUCUCCAACUGCAGUUCAAUCCUCUCCGGAAGUUACAGAAUCAGAGCUAACAGUGCCGCAAGCAUCUCCGGUACAUACACCACCACCCAACAUUGUACCAUCUAAUGAAUGGUCUAACGUUAAUCAAGCAGGAGAUGAAAAGUUAGAUGUAAUGACUCCUGAGGAGGAUACACAGCUGGAAGAAUUCUUGAAUUCUUUUGCCCAACCACCUGAGCCUCUAGAUGACAAACUAUUUUCUCCACUGCACGCACAAGUACAAGCAGAAGUUGGUUCUCUAUCUUAUUCUGUCGUCAAUGACAGUGGUGUACAAUUUCAACAUGGCACGAAUGAAUUAGAAGUUGACUAUGUGACUAGUUUCCUGAAUGACAUCCUUCGGCAGCCAAUUGAGUACUCAUGCAAGGAUUCUGAAUCUUAUGGUGGAUUAGAAGCGAGCCAAGUUUUGCAGGAGAAAGAGCUGCAAGGUUCUGUGUGGCCUGAGGAAGAUAUUGACAGAAAGCUUGUUUUUCAAGGUGAAACAACUCCACAUGAUAACAGAAUUCUAACUUCUGACUAUAAUGUCUAUCAUCAGCAUAAAGAUUUUGGUUCAGUACAUAAUGAAUCCUAUGGGAACCAAAGUUUGGCUUCAAGUUUUGCUGUAGGCCAAUGCAGCAGUUUAAAGGAAACAAGCAACCAUAUGAAUCAAAUUAAUAGUGGUGAGAAUGUUGGAGCUGGAAUCAGGAUUAGGCCUCGAAAUCCACAAAGUCUACCGAAUACCCCGAACUUUCCCGCUCAGGGUGUUGCAUCGAGAAGGAUACGUCUACAGUGUAAACUCCAAGUCCAGCCAGUUAAAUUUGGUGAAAAUUGGAGCUCUAUGCCAGAAGAACACACAUCAGAUCCAAAUGUGUCUGAGGACUCAGAAGUGACAGAAAAUGAUACUUCUGUUGGAAGUGCUAGUACAACGUAUGAACAUGAACACGAGAACUUUUUGGUUUAUGAGGCCAGUGAAAGCAAUCAAUUCUCUGAAGAAUCGACGUCUAACAUUGGACCGAAUAUAAGGCUGAGGAACCGAGUUUCAGUGCUCAAAAAGGUUCCAUCUGUAAUCUCGAAGGCUUCUUCCACUCGUCGCCCAAUUUUUAUGUUUAAAGUAGUUGUGUUGGUAAUUUUGCUAGUAAUCUUAGUAAGCACACAGCCAUACCUUAGUUUUGAAACUGCAUAGAGGCCUCACCUCUCCAUGUAGUUUUGCCUGUCCUUCCCCCCCCACUCCCCUCUUUUUUUUAUCAUUAUUUUUAUAUUUUUGUCUUCGGAGUGGGUGGAUGGGUAAUGUGAUUACCGAGUAGGCAUAUGGGAGUAGAUAUGUUAGGUUAAUAUUUAUGUAUCUGGAGAUUAGUUCGUCAGAUAUACUUUCUUGGCGAGUCUUCCUGUUAAUAUACAACUUUACUGCCUUGAUAUUUUGUACAUUCCUUGCUGGUUUCAUAUUAACAUUAAAAAUUUCUUAUUCA
Molecule: messenger RNA, 2213 nt
Organism: Jatropha curcas
Lineage: Eukaryota; Viridiplantae; Streptophyta; Magnoliopsida; Malpighiales; Euphorbiaceae
Product: NAC domain-containing protein 91
Biological process (GO): regulation of DNA-templated transcription
Molecular function (GO): DNA binding
Source: RefSeq, a predicted model, not a curated record